Messenger RNA from Pygocentrus nattereri (red-bellied piranha), 1946 nucleotides. RefSeq names its product glutaredoxin (thioltransferase) (gene glrx). The record is from RefSeq and is a predicted model, not a curated record. The transcript is spliced from 3 exons. The coding region runs from base 377 to 697 and encodes 106 amino acids. Lineage: Eukaryota; Metazoa; Chordata; Actinopteri; Characiformes; Serrasalmidae.
UCUUUCCUGUACAGAUCAUACACGCCGUGAGCUGCUGUGUUUCCACAUUAAAGUAGAUGAAUUCACUCAUUUGAACGGGCCUUUAGCUCCGUUUGGACCUAGUUGCCAGCAGAGUGCCCUGCCUCAGGACUUGUCUUGUUUAUUUCGACAUGAACUUGAAACUUGGCAUUGAAAUCGAUGGACGAUCAUUGGCCUCACCCUAAGAGACGCCGCUGUAAGCUAAGAGGAAGUAGCAGCGGACUCCUCCUCUUGGGGGAAACGAACCGCCAGCGAGCAGAAAACACACUGCCGGUUUGAUUCUCCAACUCUGUCCAGUCACAGAGCUCGUCGGUGGUCCAGCUGAAGUGAAAGUCUUGGGGCGAAGAGCAGCAGCAGCAUGGCUCAGGAAUUCGUGAAAGCGAAAAUCAAGGGAGAUAAAGUGGUGGUGUUCCUGAAGCCGACCUGUCCGUACUGCGUGCAGGCCAAAGACGUGCUGUCCAAGUACAAAUUCAAAGAAGGACAUCUGGAGUUCAUCGAUAUCAGUCGACGGGACGACACAGGCAGCAUACAGGACUACCUGCAGCAGAUAACCGGAGCCCGAACUGUGCCCCGCGUGUUUAUAGGUGAGGAGUGUAUCGGAGGGGGCAGUGACGUCUCAGAACUGGACAGAAGCGCCAAACUGGCGGGAAUGCUGCAGAAAAUAGGGGCUCUGCAGUGACGUCACUGUGGCACGCUGCAUGAGGGAGGUCACAUGAUGCUGCAGCGGGAUUUGCGCAGCUGUCUCCGCCGUUGCUGGUAUUCGCUGAGCUCCUGCAGGUAUCCUCUAGAGGGCCAUCGCAGACGCUCCACCUGCUCACGCUCCUCCUCUGUCCAACAACAGCACUGUGACUACAUAGAAACCACAGCAACACACCUCCCCCUCACACCCAUAUGGCCUCUGCAUUUUACUCUAUGCUUUAUGCUCUUCAUGAAUAUUAAUGACUCUAACCCAUCUAGAUUACUUAGUGAUGUUUGGUGUCCAAAGUUUGUAGCUUUGUUUAGCUUAGUACUGGAGCUACAGGACUAAUGUAGAUGUUAGCAUUGUGUUCUCUGUAUAGGACAAAACAUUAGAUUUGACCAGGGGUGCCCAAACUUUGCAUAUGACUGUAUACAACACUACUUAACCCUCUACUGCACGCAUUAGGACAGUGUUUUUUUGUUUUUUUUUAAUAUUCAAUUCACCUUUCUUGCAUAAACGGACCUGAUUAUUAAAUUUAAGAAACACUGAAAAAAAAUAAAAUGUGCAAGUCAUUGUGUGACAAGAAGAAUUAAUAUAAAACCACGUGCUUGUGCCUGGCUAAAUCCAUUCAACUGUCAUGCAAUGUUGCUUCUAGGCAACAAACAUAUUUAUGCAGAUUCUGAUAGCAAAAAAUGACAUUAAAUGUUAAAAAGAGGCUUAAAAGUGCCCAAAGAGACAGUACUUAUUAAUUUACUCAACAUUUUCCCUUUAGUGUUAACCUUGUCAUCUUUAUUUACGAUUAAUGUUAUUGUAAAGUGAGAAAAUGGGUUUGUUGCCCUGAGGCAAUAUUGUGCAGUAGAGGGUUAAGCAAUAAUUUAUGAUGACUAAACUACUCAGCAGAGUUUGAGGCAAGUUUGAAUUGGUUUCAUUCAUGCUGUAUGCAUCAUGGCAAUUGAUGGGGUAUAAGCAUGUGUUGCUUGUUAGCUACAUUAGCCUUGUAGCUUGUACACAAAACUAAAGAAGCAAACUUCAAACACCAAACACGUCUUAACAAAAUGACUGAAUUCUAUCAACUACUAAAGUUGAUUUCUGAAUGAAAUAUCACUUUAAGGGUAAAACUGUCUUGUAUGUUUACUACUUGCAUGUGCCUAUUACAUUUAUAUAGCAAGGUAAGAUCCGUCCAUCCCACUAUAUGAACGGCCUUGUUAGUUAAACUUUGCAUCUUGAAAUAAACUUGAAUCAGAAAAUA